AUGAAAAUAAAAAAUAUUAUUUAUUUAUAUUGUUCAGGUAUUGCUUACUUGUGUUUUUGGUGCCGAAAAAAAGUUAAUGGUGAAUUAACAUUCUAUGCUGCUGGAGACAAUUGCCCAGGUGCUGAAAUUGCUUACCAACAACAUCUAUGCCACAGGCUGGUGGAUUAG
Messenger RNA from Dictyostelium purpureum, 168 nucleotides. RefSeq lists its product as uncharacterized. NCBI's taxonomy places the organism in Eukaryota, Evosea, Eumycetozoa, Dictyosteliales, Dictyosteliaceae. The record is from RefSeq and is a predicted model, not a curated record. Bases 1 to 168 code for a protein of 55 amino acids. The transcript has a single exon.